Messenger RNA from Leptinotarsa decemlineata (Colorado potato beetle), 814 nucleotides. RefSeq names its product microtubule-associated Nat9 (gene Mnat9). The record is from RefSeq and is a predicted model, not a curated record. NCBI's taxonomy places the organism in Eukaryota, Metazoa, Arthropoda, Insecta, Coleoptera, Chrysomelidae. Gene Ontology annotation, molecular function: N-acetyltransferase activity.
AAAAGAGAAGAUGAAGAAGAUGCGAUGCAACCUCUGUAAUACUAACAUUUUGGGUUAUGCUAUGAAAUCCAAAUAUCAGAUUUUUAAAUAAAUAAUUAAUAAAAGCAUGGAUGAAUGAAUGUUUGGAUACAGUGUAAUAUCGUAAUAGGUCAAUAUGAGGAUAAAUAAGAAUACCACAAUUACUGGUAAAAACGUCAUCUUAGUUCCUUAUAGGAAAGAGCAUGUUGAAAAAUACCACGAAUGGAUGAAAUCAGAAGAACUGCAACAGUUGACUGGUUCCGAACCACUUUCCCUUCAAGAAGAAUACGCAAUGCAAAAAUCAUGGCUUAUGGAUGAAAAUAAAUGCACGUUCAUAGUUCUUAGUAAGCUUAAAUAUGAAGAGACAAAAGAUGAAAUAGCUUCAAUGGUGGGAGACACGAACCUUUUUUUUGCCAACUGUGAUGAUCGACUUUGUGCAGAAGUGGAAAUUAUGAUUGCGGAAGAGUGGGCCAGGGGACAGAAGUGUGGUUGGGAAGCCACUUCGCUCAUGCUCAUGUAUGGGAUCACCUACCUGGGAGUGAAACAAUUCAUCGUCAAGAUUUCCUACGUCAACGAGAUCAGUAUCAGGAUGUUCGAAAAGUUGGGAUUCGUAGAAGUCAGCAGGAGCCAUGUUUUUCAGGAAGUCACUAUGGUGAAGAUAGUCGAUGGCGGAUGGAUUGAUUGGCUGAGGCAAAAUUUAGGGGUUUGGAAGGUGUCUGAGGGAAGUGAAUGAAAGAUUUAAAACUAAUGUAUGUGACAAUAAGCAUAAUUGUCAAUAAAAAUAUAAAAAUAAUUG